AACAAAUAUGGAGUCGCCUAAAGGUGUUCUGAUUGUCCAUGAGAAAUGAAUUUGUCUCAGAAAUUUGUACAUCCAUGAUGAAUAACAACUUUCCAAGUGUGAAAACCUAUUCAACAAAAUGGCAGCGGUCUUACAAGUUAUAUCAUGAGAAAGAAGGGCUUUUUGACAGAGUACAAGCACAAACAAGGAAGAAUACGGGGCACAGAGAUGAUGCCAAAAGUGAUGCUGUGGAGAAGACUGUGGACAAUGGAUCCCAGCAAUGUUCUGCUUCAAUGAGUUCAGCCAAAAGGCAACCCAUGCAAAAGUCACUGAAGACAAUCUCUAAGUCGCAGACUGCUACUCCUACAUCUUCCCGAGACAGUCCUAGACCCGCCACCGUCAUGUCAAGACCACCCACCAUCACCUCCGUCUCCAGAGCAGCCACCACCAUGGCAGUCUCCAGACCAUCAGUCUCCAACCGUGUCAUUCACAACAAGUUCCCAGCUGGCACACCACUGAUCCGUAAACCAGCGAGGAAGCAUGGAGCAGCCAUUCCCCGGAAACCACCAGUAACCAGACAGGCAGCAGCAGCAAGGACACACAUCUCCUCCUCCGCUGCAGCAGCAGCUGCUGCUGACCCCACUCACAGCCCACCUAAAGUUCUGUGCACAGAAACACUGCUCCGAUACCAUCCUGAACAUGCUGAGAAAGUUCACUGUAAGAAUGACUCGUACAUCCAUGCUUGGCUACGGGGAGUGGAGGAGGCUACAGGAACGGAGAGAGGAGGGCAGCACAGCAAUGACUGCGAGUCAAGCAUUGAACUGUUGCGGGAUGCUCAGGUGGAACACACAGGUCUGGCCAGAAGGAACUCUGCCUCCUGCCUUUUGACGGAGAUGAUGAACGCAUUUAAAUCCUCCUCCAUGGAGAAAAGCCCUGAGCUGUCAGUUGUCAAGGAACUGCCAUCUUUACCAGAACAUCCGUCUGGACCAAUGGACAUCAAAGCAGUGUCCAGCCAGGAAUGUAAACAGACAAAGCGGAAGCUGAGGAAGUCCAGGAUACCAACACCUAUCAGAAGACUGAGCAGCUGCAGUUCUCAAUCUGUGAAAGAAUCUGCUAAAACACAUGAAGAAGACAGUAGCCACACCUACACCUACAGGUGGACCAUGGCAUCACCCACAAGAGAAGGUGACACACAGACCAAAAGUAUAUCUUCAGCUGGAUGUACUGGCAGGCUGACGCGGAAGAGACUAAACUCUACGACUAAACCAUGUGCCAUGUCCCUGGGAAAAGUAGUCUUCUCUCAGAAUCUUUCUCCUAUACUCACAGAUGGAAGAAACACAAGUGGCACCACAACCAAGACAGUUACAGGCUCUCUUUGCAAGUUCAUUCGUCAACUCGACCAUAAAAGACUAAAUUCUACAACAAAACCAUGUGCCAAGUCCCUCAGGAAGGUGGACUUCUCUCAGGCUCUGUCUCCCAUUCUCACAGAGGCAACUGAGAGGAUGAAGUUAGAAGAGACAACGCCGGAGAAGCAAUGUCAACAUAAUUCUCCAAACAAGGAAAAUGUUUGUGCUAUCCCGAGGAAGCAGAGAUAUGUCAGCAGUAAUCAGAAGGGCAAUCUGGAUCCAAAAACAUCCACAGUUCUGUUCGUGUCUAAGAUCAAUGCAUGCAACCUGACACCAAAUCUGUCACCGAUCCAAGCAAAAACAGAGCUCAUGAGCAGGGUCCCACAGCCAACAUUUGACUUCCAUGUGGUUGAGCAAGAGGAAGCUGUGAAGGAGGCCAAGCAGACUCCUACAGCAGUGGUACCUAUUGUCACCAGUACUCCAGACUCCAAACGUGGCCGCGAACCAUUGCUGCCGGUGGACCUAUCAUCAGUGGCGCCCCCAAGUGUGGGGGAAGAUGAACUGCUUCCUCUACGUAUAUCUGGUGAUAUUGUCAACAGUGAUGAGAUUGCGUGUGCCAGCGAUGUCAGUCUAGAAGUGGACAUUCCUAAUGUACAGGCUGCUGAUGUCUAUGGACAUAUCCCUGACUCCAGCGACCUCGCAGUGGAGGUGACAAAUUCAGGCUCAACAACAGCGGCAACACACACCUCAACUGAACUUCACACCAAAGCAAAACAAGAGGUGAAGUUGAAGCCAGACUCAACAGGCCUGACGAAGAGAACUGUUUUAUGCAAGCUUUCCCAGGCUGCACGAGCAUCCAAUGGUGUUAAUGCUUCACAUGGUCACUCAGUUGUUGCAAACGCCAGGUCUCUAAAGAGCUGGAUGUAUCUCCCUGGAUGCAGCAAUGGGAGUAACAUUAAUGGCAAGACACAGAAAGCUGCUGCACAAGUUGAACACACCCACCCUUCGCAGCAUCCUCUCUGUUAUUUGGUGGGUGUGGUUAAGAACUGUCAGAUGGCUCGGGCACCUGGCAAGGUCAAGGUCAUGUCCAAGUCCAGAAAGCUGAUGGUGGCAAUAGCACAGGCACCUCCAGAUGCAAUUAGGGCCACUGCAGGAAGAGUGACUCAAGUAUAGAACUGUCAGAUGAGUGACUCAAGUAUAGCACUGUGACAAGAGUGGCUCAAGUAUAGCAGCAGUGUGAGAAGAGUGACUCAAGUGUAGCACUGUGACAAGUGUGACUCAAGCAUAGCACUGUGACAAGAGUGGCUCAAGUAUAGCAGCAGUGUGGGAAGAGUGACUCAAGUGUAGCACUGUGACAAGUGUGACUCAAGCAUAGCACUGUGACAAGAGUGACUCAAGUAUAGCAGCAGUGUGGAGUAGUGACUCAAGUGUAGCACUGUGACAAGUGUGACUCAAGCAUAGCACUGUGACAAGAGUGACUCAAGUAUAGCAGCAGUGUGGGAAGAGUGACUCAAGU
Molecule: messenger RNA, 2841 nt
Organism: Haliotis rubra (blacklip abalone)
Lineage: Eukaryota; Metazoa; Mollusca; Gastropoda; Lepetellida; Haliotidae
Exons: 18
Coding region: 39-2498 (819 amino acids)
Source: RefSeq, a predicted model, not a curated record